Linum tenue is the source of this 429-nucleotide messenger RNA. The record is from the annotation of a GenBank genome assembly. Lineage: Eukaryota; Viridiplantae; Streptophyta; Magnoliopsida; Malpighiales; Linaceae.
UUGGUCGUGGAGGUCAUUCUGGACACGGUCAAACAUCUGUACCAAGAUGGAGGGCAAGGUGCUGGUCAUCAUCAAUCUUUCUCGUCAUAUGAAGAAGAAGUUCAACCGGACAUCCCCAACCAAGCACAGUACAACUUCCUGACAGGCAGCGGUAGUUUUCACAACUACCAUUAUGGAGCUGAUGAAGGUGCCUUUCAUGAGCAGGAUCAGACGGAGGCUGCCACACCAGGACCAGUCAGCGACCCCUCUGAUGAAGAAGGAGAGAACAACGUCAGUGUAGACAGCUCAGACCCUCUUGAAGGUGCUGAUGAUUCAGCACCAGAUUCGGAUUCAGAUAAUGACCAUGAUGUGGCUCCUAACCGUGUACCAGUCCCCUACUACAAUCACAUUCCAGACGAAAAUUGGAUGGUCGACAGCGACAUGGAGCCG